Agrilus planipennis (emerald ash borer) is the source of this 2548-nucleotide messenger RNA. RefSeq names its product rhophilin-2. The transcript has 10 exons. NCBI's taxonomy places the organism in Eukaryota, Metazoa, Arthropoda, Insecta, Coleoptera, Buprestidae. Gene Ontology annotation, molecular function: protein binding. Gene Ontology annotation, biological process: negative regulation of stress fiber assembly; signal transduction. The record is from RefSeq and is a predicted model, not a curated record. The coding region runs from base 432 to 2447 and encodes 671 amino acids.
CACUCAUGGUACGAUGGUUUCGUCUCCCACCAGCAGAAACUGUUCGUCUUUCAUUACCUAUACACUCUGUGUCAUGGUGGUGUUGCACGUAUUUGUGCUACUGCAUGUUCUUCGGCGACUCAAGCAGCACCAUCAACAAACGACGUAAGCAACCUCGUUUCGUGAGUGCUUGACUGCUAUAGUUCCCGGUUCGUGUAAGCGAACUUCCUUUUCUUCUCGUGAUAUACAUACGAUUAGUACCGUUUCUUGGUAAUUUACGGUAGCGAUGGAGGUGUGGACGGGACACCCGUGACCUCUGCCUCCAACCCACCCCGAAAGCUGUUCGCCGAGUGACAGAUUCUGAUCAGUGUUUGUUAAUGGGCUUGAUUGUUAUUUUUUGGAACAAGUGCUUUAUAUUAAACUAAUUAAAUGAAAGUAUAUAAACUAUAAAAAUGAAUAAGAUCUAUACUUUUGGGAAAGGCGAAAAUGGCAAAAAGGAAAAACCCAAAGCUGCUUUGUUAUUCCACGAUAUCACAAUACCACAGGGUUCGGAUCCCCGCAUAGCUACGUGCAGAGGAAAGCUCCAGAAUAAAAGGUCGAAACUAAACCAAGAAAUUAAUAAAGAACUACGCUUACGUGCUGGAGCGGAAAACCUAUUUAAAGCGACAACAAACAAAAAACUUAAAGAAACUGUGGCCUUAGAACUGAGUUUUGUAAAUUCUAAUCUUCAACUUCUUAAAGAAGAACUGGCCGAGCUUAACUCGUGCGUGGAAUUAUAUCAAAAUGACAGCUCGGGUGCAAUAAUGCCCAUGAUUCCCCUUGGCUUGAAAGAAACUAAAGAAAUCGAUUUCCGAGAACCAUUCAAAGAUUUUAUAUUGGAACAUUACAGCGAAGAUGCAAACAAGUAUGACGAAAUUAUUUCAGAAUUUAUGGAUAUUCGACAAGCAAUGAGAGUUCCUCUUCGAGACAAUUCCGGAAUAGCCCUUUUGUUUAAAUAUUUUAACCAAUUGUAUUUCGUUGAAAGAAGGUUUUUUCCACCUGACAGAUCCUUAGGCAUUUAUUUUGAAUGGUUUGAUUCAUUAACAGGUGUGCCAUCAUGUCAAAGGACCGUAGCUUUCGAGAAAGCAUGCGUUCUUUUUAAUAUUGGUGCCAUAUAUACCCAAAUAGGUACCAAACAAGACCGGCGAACGUCGAAAGGUUUAGAUUCAGCCGUUGACAGUUUCUUAAGGGCCGCUGGAACUUUUAGAUACAUACAAGAAAAUUUUACAAAUGCCCCGUCCAUGGAUCUUGGCCCUGAGAUGUUGGAAAUGCUUAUACAGUUAAUGCUGGCCCAAGCACGAGAAUGUCUUCUUGAAAAGUUAGAUCUCCAAUCCAAAGAAAAGAGAACGGUAGAUGUUUGCUUAGACCUAGCCCAAGAAGCUUCGUAUCUUGGGGAAUGUUACACUCACGUUCACCAAAUUAUCACGCACCCGUCAGUCAAAGACUUUGUUCCUUUCGGUUGGAUUUCCCUUCUUCAAAUGAAACAUGAAUAUUUCACGGCAAUGGCACACUUCCACGCAGCUUCUGGAAUACUACACGAGGACGCCAAAAACAUGUCACCCGCUACCAAAGAUUUAUUGCAUUUUUUACACUUGGAAAGCACUUCUACGCAAUUAAAUAUCCGUUCUCCAAAAGACGAGACAGAAAGAAAAUUGUUAGGAAAGGCGCAUCUUCGUCAAGCAUUGCUGGUGUAUGAGGAAUGCCAAAGGCUGCAAAGGCUCUGUAGGGAAUUAAAAGGAAAACAAGCUCUCACAUCCGUUUUGAGAAACGCUCAUAAUACAGCACUCCAAAUAUAUACAGAAAAUGAACAAGAAGACGAUUUCCGAGAUAUUUUGGAUCCUCCAGAUAUAGAAGGUAAUACUAAAUUCCAACUGUCUCUUACGCAACCGGAUUUUGCCCAAUUUCGAGUUAACGAUUUGUUCCGAAGUCUCGGACCGAUUGCAAUAUUUUCUGCAAAAAAACAUUGGUCGGCGCCAAGGCAAAUACAGUUACACAAAGGACGGAAUACGGACGGUUUUGGCUUUUCAGUUAGAGGUGAUGCUCCAGUAAUAAUAGCAAGCGUUGAUUCAAAUUCUUUAGCAGAGUUUGGUGGCGUUAAAGAGGGAGAUUUUAUUGUGGCGAUUGGGGACAAAGACGUCAAGUGGGCUUCCCAUGAUGAAGUGGUCACUUUGAUCAAAGAACACGAAAAAACUUUGUCUCUCAAACUUGUAACUCCCAUGGAUAGGAAUUAUUUGAAGCCAUUGGGUAAAUCAAACAAGGGAUCUAUUUCUACCCAUAGCAGUAGUUCAGGAGUGUCUAGUGGUCUAUCAAGUCCUUCGGGAUCUUUGGCCUAUCAUACAAAUCAUAAGAGACUCUCCUGGAAUUUAUUUAAACGACACUCCACGUCUCGAGAGGGAAAAGACUUAUUCGAAAAUGUGAUUUUAAGAUAGUCCGUUUUAAUAUAAGGUAAUUGUACUUUACCUGAUGUAUGUACACAUUGUUUAAUUUAUUUUUAUUUCCUGUAAAGGUCAAAGUAGUUUGACGAAUUUGU